UGGUGGCCGAAAAGCGUUAAUCACUCACUAUGGCGGAACCAUGACAGUGAUAGCCUUCAACCCCAGGCUCGUCAGUAUGAAGGGACGAAGUAGGCCAGCGUCCUUGUUGCCCCACACCUAGGCAAGAACUUGAUUUCUACCAGGUCUGUCACGACAAAACCAGGCUCCGCCGCCUUCUUAUAUGCGCACGUCACAGGCCAAGAUGGCUCCGACCGGAUGAUACGCGUCGACAUUGACGGACGUGCAGACUAUCCUUCCGUUGAUCUCCUCGAUUGGCAUGCUUGGACGGCAAAUGCCCGAAGUUCGACUGAUAUGCGACGCCCAAAGACAUCACAUCACACUGGCAGCCAAAGUAGUCCAGUCGCUCAGCAGCAAAACAAAGCCACGUUUUGGUAUAGAAGCCUAGCGCCCCCUUCCUCCGGACUGCUAAGCCGCAUUACUCCGGCUGUUACGGUUCAUCACAUCACGGUGACAGCCAGCCAAGACCUUCCAGCCGCCUGUUGCAACUCCACCAUAAUCACGGUAACAGCUCAGUCCAGCCACCCCUCUCAAGACACUUCCGCCUGUUCAUACACCGUGUCUACCGACCUUAUCGGAUCACUGCCUUCCUCCUCCUACAUUUACAGUCAGAUCAUCGUCGAUCACCACUGCUGCAGGGUGUCGACAAAGCCACUGGGCAGCAAGAAUGAGGCUUUCCCAUGAAUCCACACCUGGCGGAAAAUGUUGGCUUGUGAGCGACGUGAAGAGCUGCCGUGCCAAAUCCACUGCGAUCAAGGCGAACUGUGGUGGAAUGACUUCCGCCUGUGGACCGCAGGCCUUGGCUUCAAGACCUCCGCAGGACCAACUGCUGUGUCGACUAGCAAUCCAUAUCCUGAAUGCACUAACCUCCAUGUUGAGGCAGUUGCUCGCUGCCUACUUCAUGAUAGCCGC
Messenger RNA from Tilletiaria anomala UBC 951, 930 nucleotides. RefSeq lists its product as uncharacterized. The transcript has a single exon. NCBI's taxonomy places the organism in Eukaryota, Fungi, Basidiomycota, Exobasidiomycetes, Georgefischeriales, Tilletiariaceae. Bases 313 to 702 code for a protein of 129 amino acids. The record is from RefSeq and is a predicted model, not a curated record.